AUGGCCUCAACAAAUACAAGCCCCAUCAUCCCUCAUAUCCUCAUUCUUCUUGUUGCUAUGCUCAACAUUUGCAUCUUGUCCUAUGAUGCAGGCAUGAUCAACAACUUGAACAAGGUUCAGCCGUAUUUUGAAUAUUUCAACCUCAAUAGCGACCUCAUUGGGCUCAAUGGCGCCAUCAUCAGUGCCGGAUGCAUUGUUGGUGGUCCGCUCGUUGGCCCUAUCGUUGAUCGCUGGGGACGAAAACCUGGGCUUCUAAUGGGUUCAGUAUCCAUCCUCUUAGGAGUAGCACUACAAACAUCGGCAGGCGGAGUUCCCCAACUUAUCGUCGGCCGCUUCAUUAUCGGUGUCGCUACUCUGAUAAACGGUUCUAUUGCCCCCAUGUGGGUAAUGGAGUUGGCUUCACCAAGAUACAGAUCUGCGCUUUCAAACCUUGUCAUCACCUCCGUACCGUUUACCUCAUUCCUUGUCUCGUGUAUCAUCCUAUGCAUAUACGACAAGAAGUCUGACUGGGCGUGGAGGGGGAUUAUGAUUGGGGAAGCAGUCCCAUCGAUAAUUAGUCUUUGCCUCCUUCCGUUUGUCGACGAAAGCCCACGAUGGCUUCUGAACAAGGGUCGCAAAGAUGAGGCCACUCAGAUCCUCUCUCGUUUACACGCCAACGGGAACCCUCACCAUCCUAUCAUCGUUGCAGAAGUUCAGGAGAUUCUUGAUGCUCUGGAGCAAGAGAAAAAGUUUAACGGAGGUUGGAAAGAGUUGGUAUCACCCGCCUCUAACCUGAAAAGGUUCAGUAUCGCUGUCUUGACGAACAUAUUUUACCAAAUCCUAGGAGGAAACAUGAUCUUGUAUUUCUCGUCCUUUAUUAUUGGAAAUCUUCUAAUUGAGAACCCCGCAACUGUCAUAAAGAUUAAUAUCGGGCUGCUGUUGUUCAAAACCUUUUGCAGCGUGGGAGGUGUUUUCAUUAUUGAUCGAAUCGGGAUUCGCAAACCACUUAUUGCUGGCACAUCAGCCGUUGUGGUCCUUUUCGGUCUUCUCGCUGGCUUGUCGUACCUUACCGAUAGUCAUCCUGAUACUGACGGAUAUGCUAUUGGCGCCCUUAUAGUGGUAGCUCUAUUCCUCCUUGCAGUAUCUACCAGCUGGAUGCUUCUAGCUUAUACCUAUCCUGUCGAGGUCCUUAAAUACUCGCAACGAGCUAAGGGUGUCGUGGCUGCCCAGGCUAUAGGUUAUGCUUUCAGUUUCCUAAACCUUUACACUGCGCCAAUGGCUAUCGAAAAGAUCUCUUGGCGAUACUAUGCUCUUAAUGGAGGUUGGGACCUUGGGAUAUUACUUGUUGUAGUGUUGUUGUUUGUCGAGACUAAAGGCAGGACUCUAGAGGAGAUUAACGGACUCUUUGAAGCCACAGUUUAUACAGACAGUGUGGAUGCUAGGGAGAUUGUUACUACGGCUAGAGUGGAGCAGGAAGAGAACAGUGAUAUGGGAAUUAUUGCUAAGAAGCCUAGUAUGGCCUCUAGCAAUAUAGAUUGA
This is a messenger RNA of Fusarium sp. VM40, 1518 nucleotides long. Lineage: Eukaryota; Fungi; Ascomycota; Sordariomycetes; Hypocreales; Nectriaceae. The record is from the annotation of a GenBank genome assembly.